This is a messenger RNA of Lepisosteus oculatus (spotted gar), 1317 nucleotides long. The record is from RefSeq and is a predicted model, not a curated record. NCBI's taxonomy places the organism in Eukaryota, Metazoa, Chordata, Actinopteri, Semionotiformes, Lepisosteidae.
CAGUGGACACAGCACAGCCAGGGAGAGAGAGGGACACAGUGGACACAGCACAGCCAGGGAGAGAGAGGGGCACAGUGGGUUCAGAUUUGAACAGAGACAAAGUGCGCACAGCCCCGGGUCACUAGGCAAGAACAGCUCUAGAACAACACAAAUGUGGACACAGGGGCAUAGUGGGACCAGCACCGCCAGGGAGAGAGAGGGGCACAGUGGGUUCAGAUUUGAACAGGGACAAAGUGCGCACAGCCCCGGGUCACUAGGCAGGAACACCUCUAGAACAACACAAAUGUGGACACAGGGGCAUAGUGGGACCAGCACUGCCAGGGAGAGAGAGGGGGAGAGUGGGUUCAGGAUUAAACAACAGCUCAGUGGACACAGCAGCGGGACAGAGGGCCUGCAGAGGGCCAGGGCAGGAGGCGGCAAGGAGGGGCUGGGUGGCUGCAGCUCAGUCCUCACCCCUCAGGGGCCCCCAGGAGUUGGUGGCCCAAGCCUGGAGCUCGACGAAGUGCACCCCCUGCUGGAGUGGGACAGGGAGGGCCGGCAGAGCGAGCUGCAGUACUACAUCCAGCUGCUGUUGGACCGCACGCCUGGAGAGCCAGUGGACUCCGUGAUGCCCGCACCAGGACAGAGAGAGACAUCCACAGCGGAGGAGUCCCCAAGCAGGCAGACAGUGGAUAGUGUCAGACCCCAGCCCACAGGACAGUCAGUGUCAGGACACCCUCCCCCCUGCCUCCACCCCUCCUCCAGCGUCCUCAAGACCAAACUACACUGCUCCCCACCUGAGACCAGUUGUGAGGCCGCUGGUCCAGUGGAUGGUAUCCUCUCCCCACAGCAGAUUGGACAGCUCUCCCGCCUCCUGACGCAGUGCCACUCUCAACCCAGCAGAGGAGCGCCAUCGUUGGAAGACCUCCUCACUUACCUCCGGAGCGUCGACUCUGCCAGGUGUUCCCAGGGAGAGGGGGGGAGUGUAUGUCUUCCGGCCGCGCGCAGAUCCCACAGCCUCCAGUCGAGCCAGGGUGUGAUGAAAGAGGCACCACCAGCGCGUCGCGGCCCAUCAGCUCGACCAGUAGGGGGCGACAGGAGCCAGAGCAAACAGGUCCGGAAGGCCGUAGCCCAGUCCAAAAUGGGACAGCCCACCAGGGGGACAGUGUGGAGAUAACAGGAGGCGCUGGAUGGAGGGGGUGGGGAGUUUUUAAAGACCUUUUUUCAGUUGCUUGUUUUAUAGAAAUCUCUAUUUUUUAUUCAUCUGCUGCAUUAAUUAUUGAUAAUAGCUGAGCAAGUUGUAAUUAAAAUGUUAAUAAAUGUGAUUUUUACUGAGAA